This is a messenger RNA of Seminavis robusta, 1122 nucleotides long. The record is from the annotation of a GenBank genome assembly. Lineage: Eukaryota; Bacillariophyta; Bacillariophyceae; Naviculales; Naviculaceae.
GGAUGACUAUCCAACCAGCAGAGCUGUGUGCAAAAAUGAGUGGCCUGGAAGGAUCAAACAUCAUCACUCUAACCCAUCACCCACAUUCUAUGAACCAACCACAUCCCACCAAUAACAACCAUGGCGUCUCUCCGUCCAUUAUUGACUGGUUUGCUGAUCCGACCAGCAACAAGCAGCAUCCAUAAAAGAGCCAGAUUACCAUGCCAAGUAGUGGCGACGGCAAGAUGCCCUUUGUCCUCUGGUUGGAACCAUCAAGGACGGACAUCCUCCUUUUCCAGUACCACUAGUAGUACGAGUGGCACGGGUUGGUUCAGUGGUUGGACUGACGAACGAAAUCGCAAGACGUUCAUCGAGCAAAUGGAAGACAUGGGCAAGGUAGAGAAAUUCACGUUGGGUGCCUACCACGAUGGAUUGGCCAAACAGACGGAUAGUUGGAAGGCUAGCAUGCCGGGAAUUCGGAGUUCCACCGAAGUGGUCAAAGCCAAGCAAACCAAACUGAUUGUGGAACGGCUCGUGUCCCUCGUGGGACGCGAUGCGGUGGUGGCGGAUUUGAACGAGGCGCUUUCCCAUAACAAGUUGGAAAAAAUCAAAGUGGCCAAUGAGUGCGAUAUUACGUUGGAAACUUUGGAUGCCGAACUCAUGGCCUUUGAAAUGACGAUCCAAACGCAUCGAUUGAUUCAAUUGCUCCAAAAACAAGGCAAACCCGUACCCAAUAAUCCCGAUGAAAUGAAAACGCUCAUGCAGACAUAUGCCCGGCAGUUGCUCACGCCCGAAGAAAAGAAAACCAUGGAAACACGCAUGAAAAAGGUAUUUCGAUCCGAAAUGCGGGGCCAAUUCAGUCGGAGGUGAUGUGAUGAAUGAUGUGCAGGUCGUCAAGUAAGUCAAGUGUAGUCAAUUCAAUCAAUCAAUCAAUCAACAGAUACUUUGCAACAAAAAGGAGUGAAAGGACAAGGUAGAACGUUGGCGUUUUCUUAAUUAACCUACCAGUAUGCUAUAGCUAUGAUGGGCAACAGUUAGUUGAAAGGCUAAUCUUUUUGACGUCAAAAACUGAGUAGAUAAGGCAGUUGUUCGGCAUUGCUUUGACAAACGUCUUCCCUAAUAAGUGCCCAUUUGCACUCUUUU